AUGGCGGCGGUGACCUUGUCCGUGCCCCGGCGGAAGGCAGCCCCCAGGCCCGGCCCAGUGCCCGAGGCCGCCCAGUCGUACCUGUUCGCGCCCAGUGGGUCGGGCGUGGGUGGCUCGCCGGGGGGCGGCGGCACCUCGCCGCAGGUGGAGUGGACGGCGCGGCGCCUGGUGUGGGUGCCCUCGGAGCUGCACGGGUUCGAGGCGGCGGCGCUGCGCAAUGAGGGCGAGGAGGAGGCCGAGGUGGAGCUGGCGGAGAGCGGGCGCAGGCUGCGGCUGCCGCGGGACCAGAUUCAGCGCAUGAACCCGCCCAAGUUCAGCAAGGCGGAGGACAUGGCCGAGCUCACCUGCCUCAACGAGGCCUCCGUGCUGCACAAUCUCCGUGAGCGGUACUACUCGGGCCUCAUCUACACAUACUCUGGCCUUUUCUGUGUGGUCAUCAAUCCAUACAAGCAGCUUCCCAUCUAUACGGAGGCCAUUGUGGAGAUGUACCGGGGCAAGAAACGCCAUGAAGUGCCACCCCACGUGUAUGCAGUGACUGAGGGGGCCUACCGAAGCAUGCUCCAGGAUCGUGAAGAUCAGUCCAUUCUCUGCACCGGGGAAUCUGGGGCUGGGAAGACAGAAAACACCAAGAAGGUCAUCCAGUAUCUCGCCCACGUGGCAUCAUCACCAAAGGGCAGGAAGGAGCCAGGUGUACCGGCUGCCAGCACCUUGUCUUAUGGUGAGCUGGAGCGGCAGCUUCUCCAGGCCAACCCCAUCCUGGAGGCCUUUGGCAAUGCCAAGACCGUGAAGAAUGACAACUCCUCCCGAUUUGGCAAAUUCAUCCGCAUCAACUUCGAUGUGGCUGGGUACAUCGUGGGUGCCAACAUCGAGACCUACCUGCUGGAGAAGUCGCGGGCCAUCCGCCAGGCCAAGGACGAGUGCAGCUUCCACAUUUUCUACCAGCUGCUGGGAGGCGCAGGGGAGCAGCUCAAAGCUGACCUCCUUCUGGAGCCUUGCUCCCACUACCGCUUCCUGACCAACGGGCCAUCUUCAUCUCCCAGCCAGGAGCGGGAGCUCUUCCACGAGACACUGGAGUCCCUGAAGGUCCUGGGAUUCACCCCAGACGAAAUCACCUCCAUGCUACGGAUAGUCUCAGCCGUUCUUCAGUUUGGCAACAUCGUCCUGAAGAGAGAACGGAACAACGAUCAAGCCUCCAUGCCUGACAACACAGCUGCACAGAAGCUCUGCCGUCUCCUGGGACUAGGGGUGACGGACUUCUCCCGCGCCCUGCUCAGCCCCCGCAUCAAAGUUGGCCGAGACUACGUGCAGAAGGCUCAGACCAAGGAACAGGCUGACUUUGCGCUGGAGGCCCUGGCCAAGGCCACCUACGAGCGCCUCUUCCGCUGGCUGGUCCUGCGCCUCAACCGUGCCUUGGAUCGCAGUCCCCGCCAGGGCGCCUCCUUCCUGGGCAUCCUGGACAUCGCCGGCUUUGAGAUCUUCCAGCUGAACUCCUUCGAGCAGCUCUGCAUCAACUACACCAACGAGAAACUGCAGCAGCUCUUCAACCACACCAUGUUCAUCCUGGAGCAGGAGGAGUACCAGCGCGAGGGCAUCCCCUGGACCUUCCUCGACUUUGGCCUCGACCUGCAGCCCUGCAUCGACCUCAUCGAGCGGCCGGCUAACCCCCCUGGGCUCCUGGCCCUGCUGGACGAGGAGUGCUGGUUCCCAAAGGCCACGGACAAGUCCUUUGUAGAGAAGGUGGCCCAGGAGCAAGGAGGCCACCCCAAGUUCCAGCGGCCAAGGAACCUGCGGGACCAGGCUGACUUCAGCGUCCUGCACUAUGCGGGCAAGGUCGACUACAAGGCCAAUGAGUGGCUGAUGAAAAACAUGGACCCUCUGAAUGACAGCGUGGCAGCCCUGCUUCACCUGAGCACGGACAAGCUAACGGCGGAGAUCUGGAAAGACGAACACGGGGGUUUCCAGCAAUUCUCUUUCCUUGGCUCCUUCCCACCGUCGCCCCCAGGAUCUUCAGGGAGCCGAGGCUCUGCCAUUUCUCCGUCAGGGGUGGAGGGCAUCGUGGGGCUGGAGCAGGUGAGCAGCCUUGGGGAUGGCCCACCGGGUGGCCGCCCCCGCCGGGGCAUGUUCCGAACGGUGGGACAGCUCUACAAGGAGUCCCUGAGCCGCCUCAUGGCCACACUCAGCAACACCAACCCCAGCUUCGUCCGCUGUAUCGUUCCCAACCAUGAGAAGAGGGCCGGCAAGCUGGAGCCUCGGCUGGUGCUGGACCAGCUGCGCUGCAACGGCGUCCUGGAGGGCAUCCGCAUCUGUCGCCAGGGCUUCCCCAACCGCAUCCUCUUCCAGGAGUUCCGGCAGCGAUACGAGAUCCUGACGCCCAAUGCCAUCCCCAAGGGCUUUAUGGAUGGGAAACAGGCCUGCGAGAAGAUGAUCAAGGCCCUAGAACUGGACCCCAACCUCUACCGUGUGGGACAGAGCAAGAUCUUCUUCCGGGCAGGGGUCCUGGCCCAGCUGGAAGAGGAGCGGGACCUGAAGGUCACAGACAUCAUCGUGUCCUUCCAGGCAGCUGCCCGGGGGUACUUAGCUCGCAGAGCCUUCCAGAAGCGACAGCAGCAGCAGAGUGCCCUGAGGGUGAUGCAGAGGAACUGUGCCGCUUACCUCAAGCUGAGACACUGGCAGUGGUGGCGGCUCUUCAUCAAGGUGAAGCCGCUGCUGCAGGUGACGCGGCAGGAUGAGGUGCUGCAGGCGCGGGUGCAGGAGCUACAGAAAGUGCAGGAGCUGCAGCAGCAGAGUGCCCGCGAGGUGGGCGAGCUCCAGGGCCGCCUGGCACAGCUGGAAGAGGAGCGCACCCGCCUGGCAGAGCAACUCCGAGCAGAGGCAGAGCUGUGUGCGGAGGCUGAAGAGACGCGGGGCCGGCUGGCAGCUCGCAAGCAGGAGCUGGAGCUGGUAGUGGCAGAGCUGGAGGCCCGCGUGGGUGAGGAGGAGGAGUGCAGCCGCCAGCUGCAGAGUGACAAGAAGAGGCUGCAGCAGCAUAUACAGGAGCUGGAGAACCACCUUGAGGCCGAGGAGGGGGCGCGGCAGAAGCUGCAGCUGGAGAAGGUGACCACAGAGGCGAAGCUGAAGAAAUUUGAGGAAGACCUGCUACUCUUAGAAGAUCAGAAUGCCAAGCUGAGCAAGGAGCGGAAACUGCUGGAGGAGCGUCUGGCCGAGUUCUCGUCACAGGCGGCCGAGGAGGAGGAGAAGGUCAAGAGCCUCAAUAAGCUUCGACUCAAAUACGAGGCCACGAUUGUGGACAUGGAGGACCGCCUCCGGAAGGAGGAGAAGGGCCGCCAGGAGCUGGAGAAGCUGAAGCGGCGGCUGGACGGGGAGAGCUCGGAGCUGCAGGAGCAGAUGGCGGAGCAGCAGCAGCGCGGGGAGGAGCUGCGCACCCAGCUGGGCCGCAAGGAGGAGGAGCUGCAGGCGGCCCUGGCCAGGGUGGAGGAGGAGGGCGGUGCCCGGGCCCUGCUGCUGAAAUCCCUGCGGGAGGCACAAGCAGGACUGGCUGAGGCCCAGGAGGACCUGGAGGCCGAGCGGGCGGCCAGAGCCAAGGCAGAGAAGCAGCGCAGGGACCUGGGCGAGGAGCUGGAAGCGCUACGGAGCGAGCUGGAGGACACGCUAGACUCCACCAACGCGCAGCAGGAGCUCCGGUCCAAGAGGGAACAGGAGGUGACAGAGUUGAAGAAGGCUCUGGAAGAGGAGACGCGUGUUCACGAAGUGGCAGUGCAGGAGCUGAGGCAGCGCCACGGCCAGGCUCUGGGCGAGCUGACGGAGCAGCUGGAACAGGCCCGGAGGAGCAAAGGUACCUGGGAGAAGACCCGGUUGGCCCUGGAGACCGAAGUGUCUGAGCUGCGGUCGGAGCUGAGCAGCCUGCAGGCCUCACGUCAUGAGGGCGAGCAGCGGAGACGCCGCCUGGAGUCCCAGCUGCAGGAGGUGCAGGGCCGGGCUGGUGACGGGGAGCGGGCUCGAGCGGAGGCUACUGAGAAGCUUCAGCGAGUCCAGGCUGAACUGGAGAACGUGUCUGGGGCCCUGAGUGAGGCCGAGUCCAGAGCCAUCAGGCUGAGCAAGGAGCUGAGCAGCUCGGAGGCCCAGCUACACGACGCCCAGGAGAUGCUGCAGGAAGAGAACAGGGCGAAGCUGGCCUUGGGGUCAAGGGCGCGAACCCUGGAGGCUGAGGUGGCCGGGCUGCGGGAGCAGCUGGAGGAGGAGGGGGCCGCCAGGGAGCGGGCAGGCCGCGAGCUGCAGACUGCCCAGGCCCAGCUGUCAGAGUGGCGGAGGCGCCAGGAGGAGGAGGCAGGGGCACUAGAAGCUGGGGAGGAGGCGCGGCGCCGGGCAGCCCGCGAGGCCGAGGCCCUGGCCCAGCGCCUGGCAGAAAAGACCGAGGCGGUGGAGCGGCUGGAGCGGGGCCGCCGGCAGCUGGGGCAGGAGUUGGACGAUGCCAUCAUGGACCUGGAGCAGCAGCGGCAGCUCGUGAGCACGCUGGAGAAGAAGCAGCGCAAGUUCGACCAGCUCCUGGCAGAGGAGAAGGCAGCUGUACUGCGGGCGGUGGAGGAACGUGAGCGGGUCGAGGCGGAGGGCCGGGAGCGCGAGGCUCGGGCCCUGUCACUGACUCGGGCGCUGGAGGAGGAGCAGGAAGCACGUGAGGAGCUGGAGCGGCAGAACCGGGCCCUGCGGGCAGAGAUGGAAGCCCUGCUGAGCAGCAAGGAUGAUGCCGGCAAGACCGCGCAUGAGCAGGAGCGAUCCCGCCGGGCGGCAGAACAGAUAGCCAGCGACCUGCAAGCGCAGGUGACGGAGCUGGAGGACGAGCUGACGGCAGCCGAGGACGCCAAGCUGCGCUUGGAAGUGACCCUGCAGGCUCUCAAGGCACAGCACGAGCGUGACCUGCAGAGCCGAGAUGAGGCUGGCGAGGAGAGGCGGCGGCAGCUGGCCAAGCAGCUGAGGGAUGCGGAGGUGGAUCGGGACGAGGAGCGCAAGCAGCGCGCCCUGGCCGUGGCCGCCCGCCAGAAGCUGGAGGCGGAGCUGGAGGACUUGAGAGCCCGGAACUCGGCCGCCGCGCAGGGCAAGGAGGAGGCGGUGAAGCAGCUCCGCAAGAUGCAGGCCCAGAUGAAGGAGCUGUGGCGGGAGGUGGAAGAGUCGCGCAGCUCCCGGGAGGAAAUCUUUACCCAGAACCGGGAGAAUGAGAAGCGCCUCAAGGCGCUGGAGGCGGAGGUGCUGCGACUGCAGGAGGAACUGGCCGCCUCUGAUCGUGCCCGGCGGCAAAUCCAGCAGGAGCGGGACGAGAUGGCAGACGAGUUGGCCAAUGGCAGCCUUAGCAAGGCAGCCAUUCUGGAGGAGAAGCGGCAGCUGGAGGGACGCCUGGGGCAAAUGGAAGAGGAGCUGGAGGAGGAGCAGAGCAACUCAGAGCUACUCAAUGAUCGCUACCGCAAGUUGCUCCUGCAGGUGGAAUCACUGACUACAGAGCUGUCAGCUGAGCGAAGUUUCUCGGCCAAGGCAGAGAGCGGGCGACAGCAGCUGGAGCGGCAGAUACAGGAGCUCCGGGGGCGCCUGGGUGAGGAGGACGCUGGGGCCCGGGCCCGCCAGAAGAUGAUCAUUGCCGCCCUUGAGUCUAAGCUGGCCCAGGCUGAGGAGCAGCUGGAGCAGGAGAGCAGGGAGCGCAUCCUCUCCGGCAAGCUGGUGCGCAGGGCCGAGAAGCGCCUUAAGGAAGUGGUGCUCCAGGUGGAGGAGGAGCGGAGGGUGGCUGACCAGCUCCGGGACCAGCUGGAGAAGGGCAACCUUCGGGUGAAGCAGCUGAAGCGGCAGCUGGAAGAAGCUGAGGAGGAGGCGUCCCGGGCUCAGUCAGUCCGCCGGAGGCUGCAGCACGAGCUGGAAGAUGUCACAGAGGCCUCGGAGUCCAUGAACCGCGAGUUGAACACGCUGAGGAACCGGCUCCGGCGCGGCCCCCUCACCUUCACCACCCGCACAGUGCGCCAGGUCUUCCGACUGGAGGAGAACGUGGUCUCGGAAGAGGAGGCCGAGGAGGCGGAGCCUGGGGCUGGGCCGCCACCCCCGGAGCCUGAUGGGCCGCCGGUGUCCCAGCCCCAGUGACACCAUCCUGUCCCCAGCCAUGGCCCCUCCCUCCCUGGCCCCUCGAUGCUCCAGUCCCAGGAACCCUCCCUCCGGCUUCUUGCACUUUGGAAAUGGUGCCACCCUCUGGCACUACAGCACUUACCAACCCCAUGGUGGGGGGGCGGGGGUGCUGAGACCUCCUGUGAACCCCUAAACACAGA
Odobenus rosmarus divergens (Pacific walrus) is the source of this 6296-nucleotide messenger RNA. It is a transcript of the gene MYH14, whose product is annotated as myosin, heavy chain 14, non-muscle. Gene Ontology annotation, cellular component: myosin complex. Lineage: Eukaryota; Metazoa; Chordata; Mammalia; Carnivora; Odobenidae. The transcript has 42 exons. Gene Ontology annotation, molecular function: actin filament binding; ATP binding; cytoskeletal motor activity. The record is from RefSeq and is a predicted model, not a curated record. Bases 1 to 6114 code for a protein of 2037 amino acids.